GAGCGAGCGAACGCCAACACUUUACAUGUCUCUGUCUUAAGCAAAUAUGCCUGAGCCGGGGCUACCACGGCGAGUGGGUCGCCAAAAGCGACCGCCAGUGCCGGAAUCCGCACGCAAAAGAGCAGCUAAAGCCUGUGUUCCUUGUCGCUAUCACAAAGAGAAAUGCGGGGGAGGUGUGCCAUGUGCUCGCUGCCGUCAGUAUAACCGCGCAUGUCGGUUCGAAAUCACCGCACCGCAGCCCGUCAGCAGACAGACUGGCAACCAUGCUACGGGACUUGGCUCGUCCUCGCAUGCUCAAGACAGAGAAGCCGUUAUGCUGAGGAUAAUCAGACACUUCAUGGGCGAUGUAGCUUCGGACACCUCAAGUCUGCGGAGUAUCGCCGACGGUCUCGAGAAAAGAAGCCCGGACCAUGAUGGUCAAGUAUUGACUGGCAUCACGGGCCCAGAACCAGAGAGCUACUCUCUGGAGCCACUAUCUAGCAGUACCAUGCACUACUAUGGCGAGUUGUCCCAUUGGAAUUUUUCACAAACGCUCCGCCGCAGAUUGCGAAGUCUGGGAAGUGGGACGGAUCAGAACUAUGGUGCAGAUACAGUCCGUGGCACACAUCGUGCCACCGGUCUCCAAUCAUCGACGUCCGUGGUCUCUUCUGCCAUGGCUUACUUUCCGCCCAGGGACAUUGCCGACUUCCUCACAGAGACGUUUCUUCAAUAUGCUCAAACCAACUACUUCUAUUUCGACGAAAGAACUUUGAGACAGAAGAUGGAUCAUUACUAUUCCAAUGAGCAUGCGCUGACGAUACACGACGCGGGAUGGAUAGGCACUCUUCUAAUGACGUUUGCCAUAGGAACUCAAUUUGCAUACAUGCAGACCAAGCCAAUACAGAUGAGUCCUCAUGUCCCCAGCGAGAUUCCGGAUGAUCGUGUUGGGCUAGAGCUCUAUCGGUUUUCCUGUCGACUGAUCCCGGACCUGGUGACUGUAGCAUCCGUGGAAACGGUACAGGCCUUCUUGUUACUGGGCAGCUAUACAUUGCCGAUCGACACGGGCGGUCUGGCUUACACGUACUACGGCCUUGCCAUUAAGAUGGCAAUCCAAAACGGGAUGCAUAGGGAUAGUUCUCAACUGUCACUUGAUUCCGAUACUAUUGAGUGGCGUAAUCGCCUGUGGUGGUCUGCCUACUCCCUCGAAAGCCGCAUCAGUAUCCUGCACGGAAGACCGGUAUCAAUCUCACACCUCGAAGUCGACGCGCAUGUUCCGACCGACCGAGCCUUGCCCCUUCCCACUGGAAGAGCUUCAAACCUGCACAACGUGAACGCAAAUAUCUUCCUAACUGGCCAGCUGGGUAAGGUAUCCCAAACCAUCAUGCGGCUGCGAGGAUGCCCACGGCCUCAACAAAAAGGUCACCUCCACGACUUGAUGGUGAUUCGAUCGAGUCUCGCCAAGUGGUGGUCGUCGCUUCCGACCGAAGUUCACUGCCGCGAUCUGACUCCCACUGGACCUCUUUUCCGUUGCAACGUCCACCUGGAGCUUAGCUAUGACACUGUGAUCAUCUACAUGGGCCGACCCUUUAUCUUCACUCCAAAACCAGCGCAUUCUGUAGCCUCGGAGCCCCACAACGAGAGUCCCAUUUACACGUUAGCGACAGAUUGCUUGGAUGCUGCCAUCCGGAUCAUUGAACUCUGCCAACUGCUGCACGACUCGGUCGGAAUCGCCCGUGUUUCCUACACCGAAUUUAGCUCCUGCCGCGCGGCGCUCCUUGCGCUUAUCGCUCAUAGCCUGAACACGCAGACAGACCGCAUCCUCAACACUUUGUCUCAGGGCAUGACUCUCAUUCGCCAAAUGUGCGUGGGUGUGGAAUCCGCUCGAUCGGAUGUGGCGGCUCUUGAAGCAAUGGAACAUGCCCGUCAGCGGCUGCAACAACAAGGGGUUCCGUCAGAACCAGGAAACCUUGAUAUCGACCUGGGUUACAGCCAGUUUCAACGAUGGGCACAACUAUGGGAGUCUGAACCUCCUAGCGCGCAGCAACAUUCGAGCACCACGGAUGCCACUUUCAGCGAAUUCCCGGACAGUCUGACCCCGCCUUCGUUUGAUGGCUUCUUUGCUUCCUUGCCGCAGGAGGUGGACUCUUUUGCGACCAUCACAGGCUCGGACCAGCUGUUCUUAGAUGACAGUUGGUUAGGGGAGCCAGGUGGUCCAAUCUUGCCUGCAGAGGGGGUAAACCCAUUCGAUAUAUAGUUUGGGAUGCCCUGAAGUGUCGUGAUAUGCUCCUCUUGGUGGACUGUGACUUGUCUGCCGCGGUUGAAGCUUGAAGCAUUCAUGUGCCAAUGCUAGUGAUAGUAA
Aspergillus homomorphus CBS 101889 is the source of this 2338-nucleotide messenger RNA. Its product is annotated as Zn(II)2Cys6 transcription factor. The transcript has 7 exons. Gene Ontology annotation, biological process: regulation of DNA-templated transcription; DNA-templated transcription. NCBI's taxonomy places the organism in Eukaryota, Fungi, Ascomycota, Eurotiomycetes, Eurotiales, Aspergillaceae. Gene Ontology annotation, molecular function: zinc ion binding; DNA-binding transcription factor activity, RNA polymerase II-specific; DNA binding. The record is from RefSeq and is a predicted model, not a curated record. Bases 47 to 2233 code for a protein of 728 amino acids.